AUGGAUUAUUUCAAAUUUAUACUGUACGAGGUUAUAUCAGAGAUAUUAACUCCUGUACCAGCUGAAUCCGCGCUUGAUUGCAAACUAGUAUGCACAUCUUGGAGAAAUAUUGUUUCUGAUCCAUCAUUCAAUCAGAUGCACUGCCAUCAUCAUCUUAAUCAUCCUUCUGAUGAUUCUUGUACGCUGGGCUUUCUUGCUUUAACUGAGAAUGAAUUAUUUUACUAUUUUGAAUAUAAUCAGAAUCAAGAGUUAACAACAUCCACUGAGAGAAUUAGAAAAAUUAUUUCUACAUCAAAACCCGAGGAUAAUUUUGUUGGCUCGUGUAAUGGUUUGAUCUGUAUUGUUCAGGAGGAUGAACCUGAUAGCCCAGUUUCUAUAUGUAACCCUUUCACCAAACAAUAUGUCCUGCUUCCACAAAUCAGGAAGAAUACUGAUGAUGAUCUUUUUUGGUCGUUUGGAUUUGGAUACGUUUCUUUAACAAAUGAGUACAAAGUCGUAGGAAUAUAUGUGUCGCUGCUAACCAAGUAUGUAGAAGUUCACAUAUACACAUUAGGCAGUGGAAAUGGAUGGAGAGACCUUGGAAAGUUCAAUCUUGAAUUCAGCCCCAGACGUGAUAAUGAAUAUGAACAUGGCAAGUUUUCCAAUGGAGCUAUUUACUGGAUUGGCAGGGAGAUCGUGACCUUCGAUUUGAUUGAGGAAAAGUUCUGCAAACAUCUUGCACCUCCUCCUAUGCCACCAAACACUAAUUUGCAAAAUCAUACAAUAGGGGUUUUGGAUGUAUAUUAG
Messenger RNA from Papaver somniferum (opium poppy), 786 nucleotides. Its product is annotated as F-box protein At3g07870-like. The coding region runs from base 1 to 786 and encodes 261 amino acids. Gene Ontology annotation, molecular function: protein binding. The record is from RefSeq and is a predicted model, not a curated record. Lineage: Eukaryota; Viridiplantae; Streptophyta; Magnoliopsida; Ranunculales; Papaveraceae. The transcript has a single exon.